GCAGUGUCAUUAGGUUGGCCGAAAGGAUAAACUCAGCUGGAUUAUAUAAGCGAGCUUAAUGGGGCAAUAGGUUAUCAGUUCAAGUAUUGCCUUUCUGGAGUGUGCACUUCAAGCCAAAAAUUUAGCAAAAUGUUCCGACUUUUGAUCGUCUCCGCCCUGAUUGCCACGAGCUUCGCUCGCAGCCUCUCAGAAUCGGAAGCUCAUGCCAGCAUCCUGUCCUACAACAACGUCCUGCAAGACGAUGGCCACUAUAACUGGGCAUUCGAAACCAGCAACGGAAUAGCAUUUCACGAAGAAGGACUCGGUGCUCACCAAGCUAAUGGAGCUUACUCCUACACCGGCCCAGAUGGCGUCCAGUACCGUGUGAUCUAUGUUGCUGAUGAGAACGGAUUCCGCCCAGAAGGAGCCCAUCUGCCAACUCCUCCACCAACCCCGGAACACGUUAUCAAGUCUCUGGAGGAAAUCCGUGCCAACCCACCCAAGGACCAAAAGGAUUUCAGCCUGGAAGCUCUGGACGCCACCAUCCGACGACUGAAGAAUUAAACCACCCCAAGAGUUUACCAGUUUAACUGUUGAAUGUACCGUUAGUAGUGCAAUUGUUAUUUACUUUAAGUAGCGAAAAAUGAAAUGAUUCUUCUCAAUAAUAGUUUUCCAAUUGAAACACCAA
Molecule: messenger RNA, 667 nt
Organism: Aedes aegypti (yellow fever mosquito)
Lineage: Eukaryota; Metazoa; Arthropoda; Insecta; Diptera; Culicidae
Product: cuticle protein CP14.6
Exons: 2
Coding region: 130-543 (137 amino acids)
Cellular component (GO): chitin-based extracellular matrix
Molecular function (GO): structural constituent of chitin-based larval cuticle
Source: RefSeq, a predicted model, not a curated record